Onychomys torridus (southern grasshopper mouse) is the source of this 2061-nucleotide messenger RNA. It is a transcript of the gene Stmn2, whose product is annotated as stathmin 2. The transcript is spliced from 5 exons. The record is from RefSeq and is a predicted model, not a curated record. Gene Ontology annotation, biological process: neuron projection development; microtubule depolymerization; regulation of microtubule polymerization or depolymerization. Gene Ontology annotation, molecular function: tubulin binding. Lineage: Eukaryota; Metazoa; Chordata; Mammalia; Rodentia; Cricetidae. Gene Ontology annotation, cellular component: cytoplasm; neuron projection; growth cone. The coding region runs from base 221 to 760 and encodes 179 amino acids.
CUGACUCUGCGGGAGUCAUGUCAGGGGACCCUGGGAGCCAAUCUGCUUGAGCUUCUACGUGAUAAUUAUUCAUGGGCUCCUGCCUCUUGCUCUUUCUCUAGCACGGUCCCACUCUGCAGACUCAGUGCCUUACUCAGACUCCUCUCUCGCUCUCUCCGCGGCUACAGCUGGACCCUUCUCCUACGCCUUCGCCACCGCUCCACGCGUGCACAUCCCUACAAUGGCUAAAACAGCAAUGGCCUACAAGGAGAAAAUGAAGGAGCUGUCCAUGCUGUCACUGAUCUGCUCAUGCUUCUACCCAGAACCUCGCAACAUCAACAUCUACACUUAUGAUGAUAUGGAGGUGAAGCAAAUCAACAAACGUGCCUCCGGCCAGGCUUUUGAGCUGAUCUUAAAGCCACCAUCUCCCAUCUCAGAAGCUCCACGAACCUUAGCUUCUCCAAAGAAGAAAGACCUGUCCCUGGAGGAGAUCCAGAAAAAGCUGGAGGCUGCCGAAGAAAGAAGAAAGUCUCAGGAGGCUCAGGUGCUGAAACAAUUGGCAGAGAAGAGGGAGCAUGAGCGAGAAGUCCUCCAGAAGGCUUUGGAAGAGAACAACAACUUCAGCAAGAUGGCGGAGGAGAAGCUGAUCCUGAAAAUGGAACAAAUUAAGGAAAACCGUGAGGCUAAUCUAGCUGCUAUCAUUGAACGUCUGCAGGAAAAGGAGAGGCAUGCUGCAGAGGUGCGCAGGAACAAGGAGCUGCAGGUUGAACUGUCUGGCUGAAGCAGUGGCGGGUAUGGCACGUCCCUCCCAUAGUAAACCCCCUGCCUAUAUUAUAAUGGAUCAUGAGCUAUCAGUAUGGGAAAUGUAUGACAUGGUUUAAAAAGAACUCAUUAUUAAAAACAAAACAAAAAACAGAAUCAAAAAUAAAAUAAAAUCAAUGCGGUCUCUUUGCAGAAUGUUUUGCUUGAUGUUUAAAAAAGUACCUUGAAUCUUAUUUUGUAAAUAUUUACAUUUUUGUUAAAAAAUACAAGUAUUGCAUUAUGCAAGUUAUUUCAUAAUCUUACAUGUCCUGUAACAGGCUUUUGAUGUUGUGUCUUUCCACUCAAAUGAAUUUGCAAGGUCUGUUCUUUUCAAAGCUCCCCAUGCGGAAUUCUAGUCCCUGCCCUUUUCAUUCCAGCAGAAAAAGGAGGUCAGUAGACAGUCUAUGGUGCUAGAAACCCACCAUUGCCUAAUGACCUAGAUGACUUCAGAAUCUCUGAGCUUGACCAAGACCACACCUAGAUGCCAGGUAGUGUGUCUCCAUGUGAACCUCCACAUUUGUCUGCUCAUAACCUGCCUCCUGCCUAGAAACCACAAAGCCAGGCUAAGGAAAACCACCGAGCAUAGCACUUCCUUCUGCUUCUUCUGCACAGUGUGCUACAAAUGUGUUUGGGUUUUAGAAAGGGAUGGAUGGGAAGACAGACCUGAGCUCAAUCAGGGUAGAGGCAAAAGGCUGAACCUUUUCCAGUGCUGAACACAAAUGCAAAGCCGAAGGAAGGGUUCAAGGAGCCCUGAAAUCAUUCUUCAUGAAGUGGGCUUACUUCUCUUGUUUCAGUUAUUUUGAUGGAAUGAAUUAAUUAGCGUGUCGGGUGGCUUAUUUGUGGAUGCCAUGGGUGAUGAUGUUCAUUUUAAGCUUUUGCCUGUAGUACAAGCACAUGAUGCUGCUGGAUAUUUUUCCACUUGGAGACUGUGAGCUGGUUGUUGCAUUAAAAACACAAACAAAAUCACGAACACUGUGGACUUUUCACUCAAGCUGGUCUUUCCUCCCCAGUGUAGGGCAAUCCUGCCUAUCAACAAAACCAAAUCACUCCAUCUGUGAAGCUGACGCAGUUAGGGGGGCUAGGCAGGGCAUUUGUGCCAACUAAAAGAAUCAGCAGAUACCCAGCAUAAGUACCUAUUGCAGUUUUGAAGUCGUUUUUCCCCCAACUCCCAACUCCCGAAGGUUGCUGCCUGCAUAUUUACUCUUCAUUAGUGCUAUUUUCCUGUAUGUCAUUGUGAGCAAGCUGUGAUGAAUAAAGAAUUGGAGUUCUGUGAACUAAUAA